Messenger RNA from Sphenostylis stenocarpa, 288 nucleotides. NCBI's taxonomy places the organism in Eukaryota, Viridiplantae, Streptophyta, Magnoliopsida, Fabales, Fabaceae. The record is from the annotation of a GenBank genome assembly.
AUGCUAACCACAGACAAAACUCUACUAUCUAUGAGAAAGAAAAUUAGAACCAAAGCAGAAGUGGAUGAAAAUGGGAAAAGGGAAUAUGCUGCAGGGGAUUUGGGCUCGCGGUUGCCGGGGGUGCUUGUCACGGUGGCCACUAAAGGUGCGGGGAGGAGGCUUGCAGCAGCGGUCGCCGAGGCGAAGUGGCGAGGUGAGGGUGACGUUCUGGGUUUGCCGCGAAGGUUUUUGCAGAGGCGAGUGGGGGCUCGCGGGUUUGCUGAAAUAAGAAUAGGGAGGAGAGGAUGA